Penicillium salamii is the source of this 2037-nucleotide messenger RNA. NCBI's taxonomy places the organism in Eukaryota, Fungi, Ascomycota, Eurotiomycetes, Eurotiales, Aspergillaceae. The record is from the annotation of a GenBank genome assembly.
AUGUUUCGGGCAUCCAGGCCUAAGAAAAGGGCCAUUGCUUGCCAUCGGUGCCAUUCACAGAAAAUCAAAUGCUCGGGGGAAAAGCCAUGCUCAAAGUGCCGGGCUGCGGGCUACGGGAAUCAAUGCAGCUAUGCCACUCGAGAUCGGAAGAUAAGGGUGGAUGAAAGCUACUUGGAGCAGCUAUUGAGGGAUAGUGAAGAGCUACAUGAACGUCGACAUCGUUUAAAACAAGAUCUUACACUCCAACAGGGGCCCGACACCGAAGAUAGUGCUACUGGAAACGACGAGCCCAAAAUACAGGGUAGUCUCUAUGGUGAUAAGCCCUGGUUUCAGGUGCAUGAUGCCUCGAUUCUGCCUCUCUACAUCAGUGAAGCAACGUGCGCAGCUUUUGCUACACGGCUUUGUCAGUGUCUAUCAAAAAACAAUACCCCAACGCUGUACCUUCCCAAAACCAGGUACACUGAUGAAUCGACUCUUUCAUCAUUACAGAACAUCGACACACCGUGGCCUACUCUUGUGUCUGCUCGGCUGAUGGUGAACACCGCACUUAAUCACGUCAUUCCAUGUUUCCAUUUGGCUUUGAAGAAAGACUCCUUGGACAUGCUCCAAGGAGUUUAUCAACGAGGGGAUUUUGACAAUCCAAGUAUAAAGUGCAAAUACUUUGUCCUUUUUGCCCUCGCAGAGGCAGCCCAGGCUCCUCGUGCUACAUCCAACCAAUCUCCUGUGCCAGGCUCUGCCUACUUUUCUCGUGCGCUGAGCCUCAUUAACAUCAUCCCCGAGAGGCCAAGCAUGAUCCACAUAGAAAGCCUGCUGCUGAUUGCCUAUUUCUGUCAGUUUCUGAAUCGCUUCCACUCGGCGUACAUCUAUAUAGGGAGUGCAUUGCGUCUUGGGCUCAGUAUAGGCUUGAACUACAAUGUCCCAGAGACACAAGAUCUGCACCCCAUCGCACGAGAGCAUCGAAUCCGUAUAUGGUGGACGAUAUACACACUCGAGCGCUUCUGGGGCGCAAAAUCGGGGUUUCCUAUGCAAAUCCACGAUGAGGAUGUUCAUGUUGAUCAACCAUCUAUCUCGGCAUCCAAGGCCUAUCCUGAUCAAUUUGCAGAUGGCGCAUAUCAGGUCGCAGGCAUUGAACUAUCCAGAAUUACAGGUGACACGUCUGCAGAGAUCUAUUGCCAGAAAAUCUCAACCGAAAAGUUUUUGUCUCGUGAACAAAGACUGUUGACUCAACUCAAACAGUGGCUUCAGUCUCUGCCUCCUCAUUUGAGGCUCAACCCCGAUGGGACAAGCCCGAAGCAUACGAUUCACAUGCAUUUGCAGUUCAAUUUUUGCGUCAUCUUGACCAUUCGACCGGUUCUCUUGCAUGUUCUCACUUUGCAAAUGAAGGACCAAUACAACCAGCCUGUAAGCCCUAUUUCUCCGGUCCUGGUCACACUAAGCGAGACAUGCAUACAUGCAGCCAGGCACUCUCUGGCACUAUGUGUGAAUGAAUGGACCGGAGGGUCCUUCGCAAAAUAUGGCUACACCUUCCCCGCGUACCUUUGCUCUGCUGCAUUGGUCUUGAUGCUCUCAAGUCUUUUAGAAGUUGGGGAUCCUAGUGAUCUAGCAUCAGCUGAAACAGCCAUGGAAAUUCUCAAGAAUCUUAGUCUGUCUGAUCGGCUGGCAUCAAGGGAUCUCUAUGAGCAAAUUCGGCGGGUGCAUGAAUGUCUUCUCAACAGUCCCUUCCCCCCUUCAUCUCUCGCCACUGAGAAUCUCAAGGUCGAAACUCUCAAUCCGCCGUCAGUGGACCAAGGUGCAGCCACGGGGUUAUUGCAACUUUCAGGCCAUCCCCAAUACCCUGUGGUUCCUUCAGAGGAUUUGAGCCAUCUGAUUCUCGAUUCAAAUGUCCCAUACCUCACCACAGAAAUGGCACUUCACCAGCAAAAUAUGCAAGACUUUUUGGAACGGCCCGACGUGAACUUCGGCCUACUUGACCCUGUGGGAAUGUUUAACGAUUUCGAUCUCGCCAUUUCUAUGUCUACCCAGUCCCCACCGUACUAA